AUGGAAAAGUUUCGCGAGAAAAUUGCCAGUAUUCGUGCUGAAGCAGACGCUGCCAAUGCCAGAGCAGAUGAAUUUGAACAAAAAUACAAAGAACUUGAACAAAUUCAAAUGAAACAAGAACACGAAAUCAUUUCCCUUACAAAUCAAAAUAAGCACCUUGAAGAAGAUUUAGAACAAGCCAAUGAAAAAAUCAAACAACUCAAGGCUCUUGAAGAAGACGAAGAUGACUUGAAAAAGGAGAAUGAUGCUGCUCAAAGAAAAAUCACAUUAUUAGAACAAGAGUUAGAAAACUCUGAAAAAACCAUUAGGGAAACGACCAAAAAUUUCAGAGAAGCAGAUGUAAAGGCUGAACAUUUUGAACGUAAGGUUCAACAGUUAGAAAGUCUACAUGCUGAUCAAGAAAAGAAGAAUGAAGAACUUAAACAAAAGAUUGCUGAAUUACAAGCACAAUUGGAUGAAUUCAAUGCUUCUUUAGAUGACAUUUAA
Gilbertella persicaria is the source of this 486-nucleotide messenger RNA. Its product is annotated as tropomyosin. NCBI's taxonomy places the organism in Eukaryota, Fungi, Mucoromycota, Mucoromycetes, Mucorales, Choanephoraceae. The coding region runs from base 1 to 486 and encodes 161 amino acids. The record is from RefSeq and is a predicted model, not a curated record. The transcript is spliced from 3 exons.